This is a messenger RNA of Lolium perenne, 582 nucleotides long. RefSeq names its product cortical cell-delineating protein-like. The record is from RefSeq and is a predicted model, not a curated record. Lineage: Eukaryota; Viridiplantae; Streptophyta; Magnoliopsida; Poales; Poaceae.
GGCGCACCAGAACACUCAAGCACACACCACCAGCACAAGAACACACGUAAUGGCAAUGACACCGAGAGUCCUUCUCCUCCUUGCUUUGGUGGCCGUAGCCAGCGCCACCUACUGCCCUCCGCCACCGGCGCCGGUUCCGGUGCCCCGCCAUGGCUCGUGCCCCCAGAACGCGCUCAAGCUGCACGUGUGCGCCAACGUGCUGGGCCUGGUGAAGGCCAAGAUCGGCGUGCCCCCCACUGAGCCCUGCUGCUCGCUCCUUGACGGGCUCGUCGACCUGGACGCCGCCGUCUGCCUCUGCACCGCCAUCAAGGCCAACGUUCUCGGAAUCCACCUCAACCUCCCCAUCGACCUUAGCCUCAUCCUCAACAACUGCGGAAAGAUAUGCCCGGAAGACUUCCAGUGCAUCCACUAGCAAAUCAGCUAUACGUGCUAUCAAUCGAUCGAGAGAUUUCAUUUGCUUCUGUUCCCUACUUUUAUUUGUUUCUUGUAUACCGGCGAUUUGACAUGUGUGUAUGUUCUUUCUUUCACAUGAUCAUACCUGAUAUUUGAAUUAUUUGAAUCAAUAAAGUGGUAAUUUUGUGA